Messenger RNA from Coregonus clupeaformis (lake whitefish), 1778 nucleotides. RefSeq names its product C->U-editing enzyme APOBEC-2. The coding region runs from base 135 to 998 and encodes 287 amino acids. The record is from RefSeq and is a predicted model, not a curated record. The transcript has 4 exons. Gene Ontology annotation, biological process: cytidine to uridine editing. NCBI's taxonomy places the organism in Eukaryota, Metazoa, Chordata, Actinopteri, Salmoniformes, Salmonidae. Gene Ontology annotation, molecular function: RNA binding; cytidine deaminase activity. Gene Ontology annotation, cellular component: nucleus; cytoplasm.
CUCUGCAACUCCCCUGUCCUCUUUCCCUAUCUCUGCUUCAACCCCCAGACCCUUACCAUCUCCCCUUCUUACUCACACUCAACUGCACACCUCACACUCACACACACAGGACUACCAUUCCCGGACCAGUCACCAUGGCCGACAAGAAGGGUGCUGCUGCCAGCAGCAAACUGGUGGUGAGGAAGAAAGAGAGGACGACAAAGACAGCGGUGACCGUGGAGGUCAAGAAAGAGGUGAAGACGGAGAUGAAGAGGGAGGUGAAGAGGGAGGUGAAGACGAGUUUAGUGAAGAAGGAGGAGAAGGUCCUGGCAGUGGGGGAGAAAGUGGAGGGGAACGGAGAGGUCCCAAUGGAAGAGGGAGCCACAGCUAAUGAAGACGUAGCUAAUGGGGAAGCGACGGCGGCUAAAGCUAACGGAGCAAAUGUGGAGUACGAACCCAUUGAGCUGCCCCCUUGGGAGAUCAUCGAAGGGGACCGCAUCGACCCGUUCCAAUUUAAGUUCCAGUUCAAGAAUGUGGAGUACUCGUCAGGUCGUAACAAGACGUUCCUGUGUUACCUGGUGGACAAGGGGAAGGCUGAUGACGGUCUGAUGAGAGGUUACCUGGAGGAUGAACACUCAGGAGCCCACGCUGAGCAGGCCUUCUUCCUCCAGACUCUCCCAGACUACGACCCUGCUGUCAAAUACACUGUCACCUGGUACAUGUCGUCCAGUCCCUGUGCGGUCUGUGCGGCUAAGAUCGCAGAGGUCCUUCAGGCCAGGAAGAGCAUCAAGAUGACCCUCUUCUCAGCCCGGCUGUUUGAGUGGGAGGAACAAGACAUCCAGGCGGGUCUGAAUGCUCUGUCUCAAGCGGGGUGCAAGCUGAGGAUGAUGAAACCAAUGGACUUCACCUACGUCUGGGACACUUUUGUGGAGAAUGAUGACCUAACGUUCACCCCCUGGGAGGACUGCCAGGACAACUACGAGUACUACCACGAGAAACUGGCAGACAUCAUGCAGUGAUCACAGAAUGCUGUUGGCCCAGAAUUCGCACAUCACCUGCCACCUCCACUAUCACAGCAUCCUCAGUGAUGUGUACAGGACUCAACCAAUCAUAGAGCAGUUUGUGUGUUUGCGCAUGUGCGUCAAGCCAUCCUGCUGGAUAUGCCUUUAUGAAGCCAGUUCCAGACCUCUCUGUCCCAGCUUCCACUCUCUAUUCUGGGGUUCCUCACAGGACACAUGGAUAUGUGGAUCAAUACUCAACAUCAAGAUAAAGGCUUUGCAAUGAUGUCCUAUUGGUUAUAAUUCAAGUAUAAAUUAUUAUUUUAUUACAAUUGAAGUUAUAAUAAUUAAUCCUUCUCCUUCUGUCCUGAAAGGACGUUUCAUAUCUGCACUAAUGUUGCCUCUGUCAUUCAGGGGACUAGAAUGAUAUUCUAUUCAUGAAUAUUCAUAUAGAUAUUGUGAAUAACAGUACCCCAAACUGUUAAGUUCUAGAGAAUUAACAGCUAUGUUUGUUAUUGUUAUUAGGAGUAAUUAAACAUUUGUGAGUUAUGAUGAGAUACGUUCAAUAUCUUUGUUUUACACGUCUUGUCGUGGCAAAAAAACAUUAAUGUUACUUGAUGGUGUUCGUUUUAAAAUAGUGAUUGAAUGAUCCAACAUUUCUUACAGAAAGAAUGAGUAACGAUUGUAGCGACGCAUGAGCACACUAUUUCAACUUCAAGAUUAUAUAGAUCUGUAUGUAGAAAUUGAAGCAAAGUAUAUUAUUUAUACACAGUGAAAAUAAAGAAGUGUGGAGUUUUAAAA